This is a messenger RNA of Prosopis cineraria, 1491 nucleotides long. Its product is annotated as putative F-box protein At3g16210. NCBI's taxonomy places the organism in Eukaryota, Viridiplantae, Streptophyta, Magnoliopsida, Fabales, Fabaceae. Gene Ontology annotation, molecular function: protein binding. The transcript has 2 exons. The record is from RefSeq and is a predicted model, not a curated record. The coding region runs from base 180 to 728 and encodes 182 amino acids.
UCCCCAACAUUCUUAUACGUCUUCCGACACCCAGUUGAUUGUCUUUUUCAAGCGCGCUCGAGUGCAAAUUACCAUCCUCGCUACCUUCCAACCCAAUUUCAAUCUUCCAUGACGCGAGGACUUGAGGCUUUCGUCUGAGAGGCGCGUUCCUCCGAGUGGAGUGCUUGUGGCAGAUUUAAAUGGAUGGCGAUUGCCCGGUUCUUCCUCAAGAUAUCAUCACCAACAUCCUCAUAAGGCUUCCGGUAAAAUUCCUAAUCCGAUUUCAAUGUGUGUGCAAGCAUUGGAAAAAUCUCCUCAAAACCCCAUCUUUCAUCGCAGAACACCUCCACUACUCCUCUCAUCAAAACCCUUGUCUUCUUUUAGGAGAUUAUGACAAAUCUGAUUCUUUUCGUAUAUGUUUGCUCGAUCGUGAGAUGCAAGUCCUUGAACUUCGGAACGAUGCUUUUGUCGAUCCUAUACGGCGUCCUUCGAUAUUGGGUUCCUGCAAUGGCUUGAUCUGUCUUAGACUCUCUACUUAUCCUAUAUCUCUUUGCAUUUUGGUAUGGAAUCCAGCAAUUAGAGAGGCACGGGUGACUGGAGCUCUUAGUUACUCAGAGAAUAACGAUUACGGUGUAGGAUUUGGGUUCAGUCCAACUGCUAAUGAUUACAAGAUAGUGAACAUUCGUGUUUGUUUAAUUGGUGAAGUGGAAGUGCUUACAUUAAGCACAGGGGUCAUGGAGGGAAGUUGAAUUUGGGGGCUUAGAUCGUGUAGCUGUGCUUUCUAACGGUUACAAUACUGAUGGAGCCAUCUUCUGGGAUGCGGUAAAGCUUGGUGUCGACGAGGAGGGUGAAGAUGAUGUUGAAGUGAUAGUCUCAUUUGACAUAGCCACGGAAGUAUUUACAUUGAUACCAAUACCUUCUGCAUCCUCUGCAAUUAGUAUUGCUUAUGAGAACAAACUUGCUAUGCUUUCUCAUGAUACAAGAAGAGACUCCCAAUCAUCUUCGAUUCAUUUGUGGGUGAGGGACGAGGAGGGUACAUGUGCAUCUGGAGAGGGAUGUAGUUGGGUUAAGAAAUGUACUAGCAACCCUUAUUUAGGUAGCUUGUUAGGUCCAGUGACUGUUUGGAGGAAUGAAAUUGUCUGCAAUCUUUAUCCAUCGUGCAGGCCAGUGGAGAAUGAUGAACGAAAAAUUGUCUUGUUCAAUCUCACAACUAAUGAAUUUAAGACCUUUUAUAUCCGCAAACCUACCAUUAGUUAUAAUAUUUUAAAUUAUACCGAAAGCCUUGUGCCAGUUGUUAACAUCCACAUUGAAUAGCCUUGGUACGAAAUCUUCAUUAUUAUUUGGCAUUUUUUUUCUUUGUUUAAGCACUUUGGUGAUAAUGAACCUAUGAGAGUUUAGUUCAUUCUGUAACUAUAAGACUUGAUGUCCUUUCGUUGGUUUUAUCAAGAAUGAUGGAUGGUGAAUGUAUAUAUGAGAUAACAGAUAUUUAUAGGUUUAUUUGCAUUAUCAAUA